Molecule: messenger RNA, 3244 nt
Organism: Rhododendron vialii
Lineage: Eukaryota; Viridiplantae; Streptophyta; Magnoliopsida; Ericales; Ericaceae
Exons: 4
Coding region: 1674-3038 (454 amino acids)
Source: RefSeq, a predicted model, not a curated record
UUAUUAUUGUUGUUAAUACUAAGUUUCUUUCGUGAGAAAUUUUUCAAUGUCUGGUGGGUACGGCUGACUGGUGCUCGCUCGACACAUUCGGACCGUCCAAAAAAUAUUUUGGACAAUGCGAAUUAAAAAUAAUCUAUUCACUGUAAUCUACCCAGCACCGAAAAAUUUCUCUUCUUUUCAUCUUGUGUAUCACCUGGGAAUGCCGCAAGUACUGUGCCCAUCCACUAACACGUUAGCGUGUACAGGGAGGCUCCCCUACUACCCUUGGGGUCAACUGUGAAGAUUGGUUUUAUAUUUGUUAUUUUAUAUGGGUUGACUUGAUCAAACUUAUUCAAUUUGUUGUGGCUUUGGGUUGAACAAAACUUGAGGGUUCAACCUAUGUAAACUUAUACUAAUUCUCUCUAGCUAAGAGUUUGUUUUCCAUGGAAAGUUUCUAAGACCUCUGGAUCUUCCUCUCCUUUUUGGGUAUGUGCAUCUGUUGUAUCAUCUGUUAUGCAGUCUUUUGUUUCAAAUUCUUCAUUUAGCUUUCUCGUUCGCCUGGUAAGCUAGUCCCUUCCGUACCCCAAUCCUCCUUACUCCUCCCUUGCCUGUUUCUUAUGGAGAAUUUUCUUGAUUUAGCUUUGUGGUUUGCCAGGUCAAGCUCCCUUCUAUACUCCAAUGCUACUUACUCCUCCACACUCUUCCCUUGUGGGCCCGUGGUAGACUGACUCCCAUGCUACAAACUGUUACUUUCGUACAUUUAGCAGAGAAGAAUAUCUAUGCAAAAAAUCAAUAUGAUCGGACAUUAGGAACUCACGUGUCUGGUCACAAAAUGUAUGGCUUAAGUUUUGGUUUAUACGUACUUUACUAUCCAUUUUAUAUGAGUUGUUUACAUAACUGCCGAUAUCUGAUGAAACUAAUUUUUUGCACAUAUGUUAUUCUCAGAGGAUAUACGAAAUUAACAGUUUGGAUCAUCUACAGGCCCACAAAGGGAGAGUAUGGAGGUGUAAGGAGGUUGGGGGUAUGGAGGGGAGCUUGACCUUCGUUCUCCAUUAGAUUUGAUUUCUGUGUGAUCUCUUGACUAUUUUUUCUUAUUCCCAUAGUCACAUCAGCUUUUAUAUCGCGAUUGCAUACUAGUUCUUUGGCACAAUACAUGAUCUUUGUAAUUUUUUUUUGUAUUCAUCAUUCCUGAUAUCUAAAUCCGCGUUCAAUGCUUUCUCCAUCUUUUUGGGAUAGGAAAAAAUUGUAAAUACAACACCACAAAUGCAAUUUGUGAUUUUUAAUGAAAUUCCCAUGGAAUUUACAUUUCCUUGCAGGCAGUAUCUGUUACUGUUAGUUCAUCAAUAGUGAAAUUCAAGAACUGAUGAUUGACUUUUAUGUUGUGGUUAUGAUUGCCUUCUAUUUGUAUCUCUCACAAUUUGUAUCUGUUAGUUACAUUUCAUGUCAUAUAGCUCUGUUAUAACCCAAAAACUGAACGCAAUUUGUUGAUCCUUUACUUACUCACGUGAACGGCAAGAUUACCGGCAUUCAGUCAUCCUUUUAAUUGUGUACUUGCUUGUUUGUUUGUUUGCUGUUCUUGGCGGCAGCAGUGUUCUUCAAUUUAUUCGCUUUUACAAAAUUCUCGCCCUUGCGUAUUUGUAAUACAACUGAUCAUUGUGAUUUCAGAAGAGAGAUUUUAACAUCAGCAGGACAAAAUGGCUCAUCUUUGGCAAGUGUGGUUGCCUUGUUUAGUAACUCUACUGGUGGCUUUAAGCCUUCCAAAUUCACAAGCUCGUGUGACAAUUGAAAAUAGUGUAAGAUCAGCUGUCUUUUUUUCGCCCGAGUUUGUACUUGGACCGGGAUCAGUGGAGAACAAAUUCUACUACGAUAUUGGCUUUCCGAGAGGUCAUAUUGCUGUUAAGAGUUUCAAUGCUGAAGUAGUUGAUGAGGUGGGGAAUCCUAUCCCCCUUCAUGAAACUUAUCUCCACCACUGGGUUGUGUAUAGAUAUUAUCAACGUAAGGGCGUUGAAGUUCAAGAAGCCAAUGACACCGACCUUAUCAAGGUGAGAAACUCUGGACUAUGUGAUAAUGGUCUUUGGCAAUAUUUUGGCUCUGGUUCAGAAACACGAAGAACGGCCACACAUGUGCCGGAUCCUUAUGGUAUAGAAGUUGGUAAUCCGGCGGAAAUUCCUCCUGGAUAUGAGGAGAAAUGGUUACUGAAUGUCCACGCAAUUGACACACGAGGGGUGGAAGAUAGGUUGGGAUGCACUGAGUGCAGGUGUGAUCUCUAUAAUGCCACAAGGGAUGAAAAUGGCAAACCGUUGAGUCCUGGUUACACAGGCGGCAUGGAAUGUUGUCAUUAUCAGACUCAGUGCAGGGUAAAAGAAGGCUUUGAGAGUGUCAAGAGAAGCCUCUUCAUGAGAUACACAGUUAAGUGGGUUGAUUGGGAUACUUCCAUUAAGCCUGUUAAAAUUUUUGUAUUCGACGUGACUGAUACCUGGAAAAAGGUGGACGCUUCAAUGGGGCACGCUACAGAACAUCAUUGCCUGGUGGAGUAUGAUGUUGAGUCUUGCUCUGCGGCUGGUGAAACCAAUGAUGGUUGCACCGAUAGCAGGAGAGUAAACCUGACUAUGCCCACUGGUGGUAGUGUCAUCUAUGGUGUUGGACACCAGCAUACGGGAGGGAUUGGUUCAACUCUUUAUGGAGAGGAUGGACGAGUUAUCUGCUCUUCAAUACCAACUUAUGGAGAAGGAAGUGAAGCAGGAAACGAGACUGGUUACAUUGUCGGAAUGUCCACCUGUUAUCCUUAUCCGGGAUCAGUCAAAAUAUCUACUGGGGAGACUCUGGUUCUGGUAUCUAAUUACAGUAUGGGCCGCCAAAGGCAUACUGGAGUUAUGGGACUUUUCUCCAUCUUGGUCGCUGAUGCAUCGCCGGUUGAAAAGCAUGAAGUGAUGACAAUUCCGGUUCUCCUUUGGGGUGUAGCCUUCUUGUUUGGAAUUGCCAUAGCUAUCGCUGUUGCUGCUGUUGCGUACCGGAAAUGGAGAGCUAGAAAGACUGGCUACCAAUCAAUCACAACGUAAAACUUGAAGACUUGCUAUCGAUCAAUCACAAUGUUCGCGUCGCAUGAUUGUAGUUAUGCGGUUCAUCUUCAUAGACAUUGUAUGCUGAUACUAUAUCAUCGUCGUGUAAUAAUUAUGUCGUACAAAAUCAAUGGAAACUUUGUCAUCUCCAAACUGGUUCAUUUUGCCCUCCGCAUUCGUUAAUCAAAUUUGAUUCAAAAGCUAAA